AUGGAGAAUGAAGGCAGCACCCAGUCACCGCAAUCUAACUCCAUUCGAUAUAGAAAGAAGACCCUGAAUGCUUAUAUUGAUGGUUUGCUUGACCGAAUAAAAUCUCUGGAAUCCCAAUUAGAGACUUCUCACGAUCAAAUUGCACCUGGUCCUGGCUCAAGUCAUGAUGGAGACCAACAGACGUCACAAAGGUCCACCGAUAAUCACGAGAACUUACGGGUCGAUUUGAAUAAGUCUCAUGAGUACGAUGACCUUACCAACUCUUUGGUAGCCUCAGAACCUCAAAUUAAGGUGAAGCGCUACGGACAACCAACAUAUCUUGGUCACAGUUCGACCUUAUCAUUUAGUCGAAAUGUCCGUAACCUUCUACAACGCUCUACUCCAGUGGCAGACCCGGGCAGCGUCUCAGUUGAGCGGGAAGAUAUCUCCUACAACACCACACUGCCAGCUAUUAAAUUAGACUUGACCAGCAUCCCCCUUCCUCGUCUCCAAUAUGCGGAGUACUUGACUAGUACAGUGGUGGUGCAGCUCGGCUCACUGUACUGUCUCUUCGAACAAGAUUCUUUUGUUAAAAACCUUAGACUAUUCUACGAGGCACGAUCAAAAAAGGUAACUCAGGCACCCAGCCUCUGGCACAUCCAGAUGCUUCUUGUGCUUGCCUUUGGCAAGUCUCUUCUGUCAAGAGAGCACUCAGACAGUGGCCCAUCAGGAAUGACGUAUUUCAAAUUGGCAAUGGAGGCUUUUCCCGAUGUUAGACAACUGUGUGAAAACCCGUUGCUGGCCAUCGAGAUCCUGUGUUUAGCAUCCUUGUUCCUCCAUGCGGCUGAUAUGCUGCAAGAAUCAUAUAUUCUUAUCGGUCAAGCUCUGAGGAUAUCUGUUACUCAAGGAUUGAAUCAAGCUUUCCCUGAGCCCCUUCGGCCCCCAAAUGUCGAAUACAUGAGAAGAUUAUGGUGGUCGGUGUACUGCAUUGAUCGAAAAAGCGCGGCAUUACUCGGAAGCCCUUCGGUCAUGCGAGACGAAGACAUAACUAUUCCGGUGCCAAGUAUUCAAGAGGGCCAUGAGUCGCAGAAUGUGGUUUCAAUUCACGUCGCCCUCUCCUCCCAUCUGGGCAAGAUCUUAGACGUUAUCUAUGGAAUGCGCGGACACAGUCGGGGCAAGUUUGUGGUCGAAGUGCAAGCCAUCCUUUCACGACUUGCUGAGACCUCUUCGGUACUCAAUGAACACUUGGACCUGGAUACGGCACGAUCAAAUGAACCAAUCUCAAGAGACGCGACCACGCUUCAUCUUCUCUUGCAUCAGUGCGUCAUCCUCACCGUGAGGCCAGUCUUGUUCUCCCUUUUGAAACCGCUUCUCAGCCCAGAGAGCGCCUCACAGCCAUCCGCGUUCUCCUUUGAGUCUCUGCUGAGAAUGUGUGUGGAAUCAUCUAUUCGUAUCCUCCAAAUUAUGUUCACACUUCAGCAGCAAUCGAUGUGUGAUAUAUUUCUGCCUUAUGAUAUCGACGCACUUUUCUCAGCCAGCUUCGCCCUGUUGCUGAUUGAUAUCAUCAGACCAGCCAAGGAGCUACUGUGGGACCUUCCCAAGGUCAUUAAUCUCUUGGAUUCUUUCAUUGAGCGACAAGUAGCCCCCGCGAAGACUUAUAAAAUUGAUCUCUUACAGCUCAUUGAGCUUAAUAAGAAGAUCCAUGGUGCUAGGAGCAUGGUAGAGCAAGGCCAUACGAGUACUGCCGAUUCCAUCGACCAUGCUGGACAUGGAGGCGGCUACGUGCCUCAAGCUAUCAUGACAGACGCAUCGCCUGAUCCGAUUUGGUCGCGGGUCCGAGAUGGGGAGAAAAGUCUCAUCCCAAUGCACCCAGACACUAUCAAUUCUGUGAUUGAGGAUCUCAAUUUUGAGGGAGUGGAGUUGCUUGAUGCUACGAUGCCAGAUGACAGUUGGAUGUGGAACUUCAAUGACUUGUCUGAUCCGUCUUAG
This is a messenger RNA of Clonostachys byssicola, 1968 nucleotides long. The record is from the annotation of a GenBank genome assembly. Lineage: Eukaryota; Fungi; Ascomycota; Sordariomycetes; Hypocreales; Bionectriaceae.